Molecule: messenger RNA, 3744 nt
Organism: Marchantia polymorpha subsp. ruderalis
Lineage: Eukaryota; Viridiplantae; Streptophyta; Marchantiopsida; Marchantiales; Marchantiaceae
Source: the annotation of a GenBank genome assembly
CCAAGCUCCAGGCAUUUCUCGAGAGAAAGAGCCCUCCUCCUCCUGCUCCAGCUCCUGCUCCUCCAGCCAGAUCGCCUCGCGGGCGCUCGUCCUCCUGCCUGCGGCUCUGACUGGGGCAGGCCUCCUCCUCCUCCCGAGGAACGCACGCACUCGCUCGCCCCCGCAAUUCGUCGGUGGUGCCUCCACCGAGCAGCGCGAAUAGGAUCGAGAUCCUCACGCUCCGACUCUCUCGGGCAGUGCGCGCAUCCUCCCUCGCUCGCGCUCAAGAAGAAGAAGCCUCGGCGCUUCGCACCCGACGGUGCGCGGUGAAGGCGAGACGCAGAGUCGGCGAGGUGACGAGGUCGGAGGAGGGGGCGAGGACGAAGACGACGAAGACGACGAAGACGAAGACGAGAAGGAGGACGAGGAAGCAGGUGCAGGAAAGGGGCGACAUUGGAGUCGGGCAUGCGGACGGGGUGAAGGGGAGGGGAGGCGCGAGGCGGAGGAGCGAUGGGGCGAGCAGUGGAGACGGUGGAGGAUGUGGUGGCGCAGAUGAAAUUGCUGCUGACGGCGGUGCCGCCGCGGCCGAGCUUCGGCGAGGUGGAGGCGGCGAAGCUGGCCAUCCGCGACGAGGAGAGCAGCCUGAGCGCCAAGCUCGACGAGCUCUUCAGCGAGCCAUGCCCGCCCGCCGUGCCGCCGCGCGUCUUCCGCGCGCUGCAGGAGAUGCACGAGAGCGUCAUCCGCACGCAAUCCGAGGUCCGGCGCAAGAGCCACGCCUUCGUGCUGCAGCUCGAGGAGCGCCACCGCAUCUUUGACGACCUCCUGCGCAGGGCCGAAUCCGCCCUCGCCCUCGCGCUUGCGCCCGCGCCCGCGUCGAAAUUCGCCGCGCCCUCUCCUCCGAGCUCCCUCGUCGCGGCCGCCAGCCCGCUGCGCCGCAGCUCCAGCGGCGGCCCGCUCUCGACGAUCGCCAAUGAGCGCGCACGCCCCCUGCAGGCGCUUCUUGAUCCGCCAUCGCCCCCGCGCCCGCCCCCUCCCGCGCCCGCGACCGUCGCGGCGCGCCCCCGCUACGAGCCCGAGGCCGGCGGGCUCCUGGCAAGAACGCAGCAGGAAGGGCGCAGCCUCUUCGAGCGCGGCGCCAAGAUCGAGCCCGUCGAGCCCAAGACUAGCGCCGAGCCCGCGCUGGCGCCCUCGAGCGGCGCGGCGGACGAGGAAUUGCUGGGCGCUCGAUGGCCGCCCAAUCUGCUGAGCAUUCUGGAGACGGCGGAAAAGGACGGGCAGCAGCCGGAGGCGCUGGACUUCAGCAAUGGCGGAUACACUUGGAUUCCGGAGUCCAUCGGAAUGUUGGUGAAUUUGACAUCUCUCGAUCUGUCGGGCAAUAUGCUGUCGGCGCUGCCGGAGUCCAUCGGGCUGCUGACGCACCUGACGAGCCUGGACGUGGAGGCGAAUCUGCUCAAGUCGCUGCCGGAGUCGCUGGGGCUUCUGACGUGCCUGCAGACGCUCAACAUCGAAAAGAAUUCCAUCGAGGAGCUGCCGUGGACCAUCGGCAAGUGCACGGCUCUGGUCGAGCUUCGGGCCGACUUCAACCAGCUCAAGGCUCUGCCGGAGGCUGUAGGGCAAUUGCGGUCGCUGCGAAUUCUCUCCGUCCAUCUCAAUUGUCUGAAGACCCUGCCCACCACCAUGGCGUCUCUCACCAGCCUGACCGAACUCUAUGUGCACUUUAACCAACUGGACACUCUUCCCGAGAGCAUUUGCUCGCUGACGAGCCUCCAGAAACUGGACGCGUCGUCGAAUUUCUCCGAUUUCCGGUCGCUGCCUCCGUCCAUCGGCAAUCUCCAGGGCCUGCGCGAUCUGGACUUAAGUUUCAACCAUCUCUCGGUUCUUCCGGACUCGUUCGCUCAGCUCACGAAUUUGCGCAGACUCAAGCUGGAUGGCAAUCCGUGGCGCAGUCCUCCCCUGGAAGUCGUGGCCGAGGGUCAGCAGGCGGUUUUGGAGUACAUGGCCAAAUGGAAAGAAAGGGAUCUCGAGGAGAAGGCCAAAGAGUCCGUAAGUUGGAACCCUCUCUCUGUAGUGGUUAAUUUUUUAAGAAAAUGCAGUCGGCCCAAGGUCGUCCAAGACAACUUUUCAAAGAUAACAGCAUGAUCAGCAUUUUGGGUCCAGUUCUCUUGAGGCAUCCGAACACUGCAGGCUCCAGAGACUAGAGACCGGAGUCUCGACGAUCGGGCUCGUGUUCUGCGGACGGUGUGUGUACUUGUGUCUCUAGGCCUUGCUUGCGAUCGGAGCUUUGCUAUAUCGAAAUCACCGUCGAAAUUCGGGCAAUAUUUCGGAUAGACGAACGACUCUGGUGUGUAUGUAUGUAUACAUUCUUCCACUGGGUGGGUGAGUGAGUGAGGACACUGAGUGAAGCAAGGUCAGCGGUCUUCCUGAAAGUCCUCAUCCUGGCCUUUUGUCGGAUCCAGUGGGUCCGAUCCAGCCUCUCAUGUACAUUUAUUGUAGAGCCCUGUAAGCCGUGCAUGGAGAAGAAAGAGAUGUGUUCCGAUCUUGGAUUUCAGGAUUAGCAUCCCACAACAAGAGGUUCACUCUGAGAAGCAGAUCAGGAGCAGCCCAGGGAGCAGCACCUGCAACUUCACCAACCCCGAGGUUUCAUUUCAUCAGCAAGUCAGUCAGGGUCUAACAGGAGGAUGUUAAGACUCUGCCGCUGCACAGAGAGAGAGAGAGAGAGAGAGAGAGAGGAUGUUAAGACUCUGCCGCUGCACAGAGAGAGAGAGAGAGAGAGAGAGAGAGAGAGAGAGAGAGAGAGAGAGAGAGAGAGAGAGAGAGAGAGAGAGAGAGAGAGAGAGAGAGAGAGAGAGAGGAUGUUAAGACUCUGCCGCUGCACAGAGAGAGAGAGAGAGAGAGAGAGAGAGAGAGAGAGAGAGAGAGAGAGAGAGAGAGAGAGAGAGAGAGAGAGAGAGAGAGAGAGAGAGAGAGAGAGAGAGAGAGAGAGAGAGAGGUGCAUUGCGAUGCUGGACGAAUUGUGGAGGAGUUCUAGUUUUGCUUCGAUGAGGUGGGGAUGGGAGCGUGAAUUCCCAUUAACGUCCUUGCUCGACGACAGCAGAUAGUCUACGGGAGGCCGAGAACAUCAAUUUGACACUCUCACCGUCGGCCUAUGUACAACACUGAUGCAAGGAGGAGAGGAGAGUUAUGCAGCAGGUGGGGGUUUGAACGAGACAACCAUGUGAUCCCAGGGCAGAGAACUCUACCGGAGAUGGGUGAGACGCCGAAGCACGCCUCCUACGCAGGCUGCUGAAGAACAUGCAUUUACCUCUCGGAAGAGGCACUUUCGCGUUCAGCUCCGAGAGGUUCGUUCGAUUAAUCCGCCGAGAUCAAGAUCGGGCUUCAGUUUCGAGUGAUUGUCUGCGAUCUCGUGGUGGCAAGGAGGUUUAGAUUCUGCGGGCCGAACCAAGUCAUCACCUAUUAUUCCGAAUUGUGCUUGAUGGUCUAUUUUUGUGACAAGGACCGGGAAGUCGCCAGGGAGAAGCCGAUCUCCGCGUAUAGAGUGCACAGAUGCGGGGCUGUAGAUCUGUCUGUACAUUGGCAGGAGUAGGCAAUCUGUACAUCGUGCAAGCAGAAUGGCUCGAAGAAAUGUGCUUUCUGGUUUCUUAGGGUCGUUACUACCAGAGUCCGCUGGUGUUUAGAUGUAAGUUCAAGUGUUUGACAAAAAUCCCAACUUUGUCCAGUUGGGUGCAAAUAUCUUCAGAGCAAUAAAAAAACUGGACGUUCUGUUGU